Molecule: messenger RNA, 1848 nt
Organism: Melanaphis sacchari
Lineage: Eukaryota; Metazoa; Arthropoda; Insecta; Hemiptera; Aphididae
Product: lysosomal Pro-X carboxypeptidase-like
Exons: 9
Coding region: 227-1750 (507 amino acids)
Biological process (GO): proteolysis
Molecular function (GO): dipeptidyl-peptidase activity; serine-type exopeptidase activity
Source: RefSeq, a predicted model, not a curated record
CAGUGACCUACCGGCUAUUACCGGAAUAAUAUUUAGUACACAACCGUUUUUCAGUUUGGAUGUAAUGCAACUAUAAUACUAACGUGAGAUGCGCUCGUCUCGAGAUGGACUUUUAAUAUUGUGUACACAUUAUUAGUCUACCAUUAAAGUGAAAUCGACACGGAGAAAAAGCUCGUUUCACUUACAACAUCUUAUAUAAAUCAGAAGAAGUUCAGUUUUGUCCGGGAUGUCGUUUACGGCGUAUGUAUCAUGUUUGGCGAUAGCUUUGCACUUGGCUAAUGGAGGAUACGUGUACAAAACUGAAUAUUUUACAGUACCGGUCGACCAUUUUAGUUAUACGAAUAAUGAUACAUUCCGUAUGAAGUACCUCAUCAACGACACGUAUUGGGAACGAGAAAACGGACCGAUAUUUUUUUAUGCCGGCAACGAAGGAGCUAUUGAAAUGUUUUGUGAAAAUACGGGUUUCAUGUGGGAGAUAGCCGCAGAGUUCCGGGCCCUGGUCGUCUUCGCUGAGCACCGUUACUACGGCGUUUCGAUGCCUUAUGGAAAUAAAUCGUACGACGACGCCAGUCGGCUGGGCUAUCUGACCUCGCAACAGGCGCUCGCCGACUACGUGGACCUGAUCACGUACUUGCGGCACAACGGGUCGUUUUCGAGCCGAGGCCUGGACGGGGCCGGCGAUAUCUACGACUUGGACGCCGAUGACACGCAACCGUCAAGCAGCCCCAACCCCGUGAUCGCUUUCGGCGGAUCGUACGGUGGCAUGUUGGCCGCCUGGUUCCGCAUCAAGUAUCCCGCCGUCGUCGAAGGUGCCAUUGCGUCGUCUGCGCCGAUAUGGCAAUUCACUGGUAUGACUCCGUGUAACGCAUUCUACAGGGUCACGUCAUCGGUGUAUAAAAAUGCAAGUGCCGAAUGCGGUUUGACGAUAUUAGCGUCUUGGAAAGCUAUUAACAAUGUUACAAAAACGGUUGAAGGGAAGGCAUGGCUGUCUCAGAAAUGGAAACUGUGCUCACCGUUGACAAACGACAAUGACGUUUUGACUUUGAAACAGUGGGUGUCUGAACUCUAUGUGAACUUGGCCAUGAUAAAUUACCCAUAUCCUGCAAAUUUUUUAACACCACUGCCCGGAAAUCCAGUUAAAGAAGUUUGUAAGCCGAUGAAAAACCAUAAAGAAGACGACUUAACGCUUUUGGGAUCAGUUUUUCAAGGGCUUAAUGUAUACUUUAACUACACCGGUACAUCUCAGUGUUUGGACAUUUUGACCUCUUCUGCUCCUACACUCGGUGAAAAAGGAUGGGGCUAUCAAAGCUGCACCGAAAUGGUUAUGCCAAUGUGCUCUAAUGGAGUUAAAGAUAUAUUCGAAAAACAACCUUGGAAUUAUGAAGCUAAUGCCAAAUACUGUUUUGAAACUUAUGGAGUCCUGCCGAGUAUUUAUGCAAUCGAGAAGACAUAUGGUGGUAAAAACUUAAACGCUGCUUCUAAUAUAAUAUUCAGCAACGGUUUAUUGGAUCCGUGGUCGAGCGGUGGAGUGUUGCGAGAUAUAUCGAAAACGGUGCUGGCUGUGGUAAUACCAGAAUCUGCACAUCACUUGGACUUGAGAGCAUCCCACCCUAAAGAUCCAGAAAGUGUGGUUAAAGCCAGAAGAUUCUAUAAAAAUUGGAUCAAAAAAUUGAUAUUUCACUAUCAAAAACAUCCAACACGAGAACCAAACAACUCGUUCGUCAAGCAACAAAUAGUUCUAACUAUUUAGAACGAUGUUCAUCGUAAUAACAAUAUUGAUUAUGAUUCACUAUUAUGUUGUGUUGUUUUUUAAUGAUCAACAAAUUAAAUACCUUAAAUCGAAGUUUA